AUGGUGAUAAAGAGAAUAGAGCUAUGUAUUGAGCUAAUGAAGAUGGGUAUGGAGUUCCUAGUUGUGGUGGCUGAAGCCGUUAAGGUUUUUUUGCGCCACCGUGAUCCUCUGCCUCCACCGUCUCUCCUCCGUCAUGGCAUCCUCCCAGCUUCUUAUUCUUCUCCAUUCCUAUUUGGAUUUCUUCCCUGA
Molecule: messenger RNA, 189 nt
Organism: Arabis nemorensis
Lineage: Eukaryota; Viridiplantae; Streptophyta; Magnoliopsida; Brassicales; Brassicaceae
Source: the annotation of a GenBank genome assembly